UUGGCUGUAAACUUUAUGGAAGCAGAUUGCCGGGCCUUUCUCCCAAGGUUCCAACCCUAAGUUAAUAGUACAGUACUUAGCCCUUUAUGCCACCCAAGGACCUUGCAAAUUCUGUACAGAGGUAUGAAAAUGUAAAAGGCAGUAUUGCCAUUAUUAUUUAGUAGAUUUGUAUAUCAAUGGGUAUAUUUCCAGUUGGGUCAAUUCACUUCGAGCAAUCCUAGUAUUCUUUCUUUACUUAUUUUUAAUUACCAAAACUGAGAAAGGACCCGAGGUUAAACUGUGAAGACAGUAAGAUGAUGCUAACCUUUCACUUCCAUUUCCUUCUUUCAGGGGUUUCAUAAAUCUAAGUGAUGGCUGCUGAGAACCACACUUUCUUUACUGACUUCAUAUUCUUAGGGUUUUUUGACAGAAAGCGUGUGCAACAGGGGCUCUUUGUGCUCUUUCUCCUGGUUUAUGGCAUAACCAUGAUUGCAAAUCUAGGGAUGAUCCUACUGAUCAAGAUAGACUCCAGACUUCACACACCCACGUAUUACUUCCUGAGCAAUUUGUCUUUCUGUGAUGUCUGCUACUCCUCCACUGUCUCUCCCAAGAUGCUGGCUGAUUUCUUAUCUGAGCAAAAGAGGAUUUCAUAUAACUUAUAUGCCACUCAGAUGUAUUUUUGGGGGACCUUUGCUGAUGUGGAAUGUCUCAUUUUGGCUGCCAUGGCCUAUGACCGUAAUGUAGCCAUUUGUAAUCCACUUCCUUAUACAAUUGUCACGUCCAAGAGGAUCUAUACCCAGCUAGUGGCUGGUGUUUACAUUGUGGGACUGGUGGAUUCAGCAAUCCACACUUGCUUCACAUUUCGACUGUCCUUCUGCAAGUCCAAUGUUAUCAAUCACUUUUUCUGUGACAUCCCACUUUUGCUAGCCCUCUCCUGCUCAGAUACAUCCAUCAAUGAGAUAGUGAUGUUCGCUUUUAUUGGUUGUGUUGUGGGGUGCAGCAUCGUAACCGUUCUUCUCUCCUAUAGCUCUAUCAUAACUACCAUCCUUAGAAUGAACUCAACUGAGGGGAGACACAAAGCCUUUUCCACAUGUGCCUCCCACUUAACCGCUGUGGCUAUAUUCCAUGGUACACUCCUGUUCAUGUAUUUCCGACCAAGUUCAAGUUACUCAGUGGACACUGACAAAAUAGCCUCUGUCUUCUACACAGUCGUGAUCCCUAUGUUAAACCCACUGAUCUAUAGCCUGAGGAAUAAGGAUGUGAAAGAGGCCCUGCAAAAAACAAUGAGCAUUAAAUUAUGUUCUGGGUGAAACUGCAUUUUCAAACCAGAAGUAUUUAUGUAAAGAUUCUCAGAGCUAAAGUUGAAGGACUUUGACAUAAGGGCCUGCA
This is a messenger RNA of Loxodonta africana (African savanna elephant), 1368 nucleotides long. RefSeq names its product olfactory receptor 5AR1-like. Gene Ontology annotation, molecular function: odorant binding; G protein-coupled receptor activity; olfactory receptor activity. Gene Ontology annotation, cellular component: membrane. The transcript has a single exon. NCBI's taxonomy places the organism in Eukaryota, Metazoa, Chordata, Mammalia, Proboscidea, Elephantidae. Gene Ontology annotation, biological process: sensory perception of smell; G protein-coupled receptor signaling pathway. The record is from RefSeq and is a predicted model, not a curated record. Bases 351 to 1289 code for a protein of 312 amino acids.